This is a messenger RNA of Ilex paraguariensis (yerba mate), 3021 nucleotides long. The record is from the annotation of a GenBank genome assembly. NCBI's taxonomy places the organism in Eukaryota, Viridiplantae, Streptophyta, Magnoliopsida, Aquifoliales, Aquifoliaceae.
AUGAGUACAAGUCGCCACCACCUCCAUCACUUUCUCCACCACCACCAUACUAUUACACUUCUCCGCCACCACCGGUCAAGUCGCCACCUCCUCCAUACUACUACACUUCUCCGCCGCCACCGGUCAAGUCACCACCUACACCAUACUACUACACUUCUCCGCCACCACCGGUCAAGUCCCCACCUCCUCCAUACUACUACACUUCUCCGCCACCACCUAAAGUCUCCACCUCCUCCAUACUACUACAGUUCUCCACCACCACCGGUCAAGUCACCACCUCCUCCAUACUACUACACUUCUCCGCCACCACCACCAUAUCACUACUUCUCCACCACCACCGGUCAAGUCACCACCUCCUCCAUACUACUACACUUCUCCGCCACCACCCGUAAAGUCCCACCUCCUCCAUACUACUACACUUCUCCGCCACCACCAGUAAAGUCUCCACCUCCUCCAUACUACUACACUUCUCCACCGCCACCGGUGAAGUCACCACCUCCUCCAUACCACUACACUUCACCACCACCACCAGUCAAGUCACCACCUCCUCCAUACUACUACACUUCUCCCCACCACCGGUCAAGUCACCACCUCCUCCAUACUACUACACUUCUCCGCCACCACCCGUCAAGUCUCCACCACUACUACUACACUUCUCCUCCUCCACCACCCUACCACUACACUUCUCCUCCACCACCGGUGAAGUCACCACCUCCUCCAUACUACUACACUUCUCCGCCACCACCGGUGAAGUCACCCCCUCCUCCAUACUACUACACUUCUCCACCGCCACCGGUGCCCCACUACCCUCCGCCACACCCCCACUCCCUGAUUGUCAAGGUUGUCGGAAAGGUUUACUGCUACAGAUGCUAUGACUGGACAUACCCAGUGAAGUCCCAUGACAAGAAACACCUCAAAGGUGCUGUUGUGGAGGUGACAUGCCAGGCAGGAGAGAAGAAAAUUGUGGCAUAUGGAAAGACUAAAAUCAAUGGCAAAUACAGCAUCACAGUUGAGGGCUUUGACUAUGGCAAAUAUGGAGCCAAGGCUUGCAAGGCCAAACUCCACGUGGCACCAAAGGGGUCUAAGUGUAAUUUGCCCACAAACUUGCACUGGGGCAUGAAGGGUGCUAAGCUCAAAGUCAAGUCCAAGACUGAUUAUGAAGUUGUUCUCUAUGCCAAGUCAUUUGCUUAUGCUCCAAAGACUCCUUACAAGGAGUGUGAGAAGCCCAAGCCAACCCCAGCUCCUUACUACUACACUUCACCACCACCACCACCACCCACUUAUAUCUACAAGUCACCACCUCCUCCACCACCAACUUACUUGUACAAGUCCCCACCACCUCCACCACCGACCUACCUUUACAAGUCCCCACCACCUCCACCAUACAUUUAUAAGUCUCCACCACCUCCACCAUACAUUUACAAGUCCCCACCACCUCCACCAUACGUUUAUAAGUCUCCACCACCUCCACCAUACGUUUAUAAGUCUCCACCACCUCCACCAUACAUUUACAAGUCCCCACCACCUCCACCAUACGUUUAUAAGUCUCCACCACCUCCACCAUACAUUUACAAGUCCCCACCACCUCCACCGUACGUUUACAAGUCCCCACCUCCUCCCCCACCAACUUACAUUUACAAGUCCCCGCCUCCACCGCCAUACUAUUACAAGUCACCACCACCACCAACCGAGUCUCCUCCACCCCCAUAUUACUACAAGUCACCACCACCACCUUCUCCAUCUCCUCCACUUCCUUAUUACUACAAGUCCCCGCCACCACCCUCACCAUCACCACCCCCUCCAUAUUAUUACAAGUCCCCACCGCCACCUUCUCCAUCUCCUCCACCACCUUACUACUACAAGUCUCCACCUCCACCAUCUCCAUCCCCGCCUACUCCCUACUACUACAAGUCACCUCCUCCUCCAUCACCUUCCCCUCUUCCACCAUACUACUACAAGUCUCCCCCACCACCAUCUCCAUCUCCUCCACCACCAUACUACUACAAGUCACCACCACCUCCCUCACCAUCUCCUCCUCCACCCUACUACUACAAGUCUCCUCCACCACCCUCACCGUCUCCUCCUCCACCAUACUACUACAAAUCUCCUCCUCCACCCUCACCAUCUCUUCCAUCGCCAUACUACUACAAAUCUCCCCCACCACCAUCACCAUCCCCACCCCCGCCCUACUAUUACAAGUCCCCACCCCCACCCUCACCAUCCCCACCACCUCCCUACUAUUACAAGUCCCCACCCCCACCUUCACCAUCCCCACCACCUCCCUACUACUACAAGUCCCCACCACCACCAUCACCAUCCCCACCACCGCCCUACUAUUACAAGUCCCCACCACCACCAUCGCCAUCUCCUCCACCUCCUUAUUACUACAAGUCCCCACCACCCCCAUCACCAUCACCUCCACCACCCUACUACUACAAAUCUCCCCCACCACCAUCGUCAUCCCCACCACCACCCUACUACUACAAGUCCCCACCCCCACCAUCCCCAUCUCCUCCACCACCCGUCUACAUCUAUGCUUCUCCACCACCACCGACUCAUUACUGAGCUCCAAUAGCUCCACCAUUCACCGCCGGCAAUCAUCUUUUAGUUUCAAUCACACAAUAAAGGAAGUCUCCAAUAGGCAAGAUUCGGACAUCAAUCCUCCAAACCAAUUAGUCCUAUUAAUAAGGUCCUCGACAUUGCAUUUAAAAGCUUUAACCUUUAUCAUUUGGACCAGUUUGCUUCUACUUCUCUGGCGGCCAUCUUACACAUUAUGCUUUUACCACCAUCGAGGGAAGGUGGCUUCAGAUUCUAUUUAUUUUCGCAAAGCCAAAUUAGUUGCUGAUAUGGGAUUUGUUUUUAGGGUUUUGGAAAUUGGUGUUACAGAGUCUGUUUCUUGUUUAUUCAUAUGGUUGUUUCAUUAUUAAGUUAUUGAUGUAUAGUGGCAGAACAUGAAGUUGUUUGAUAGUCAUCUUUAAUUUAUUAUUGUCGCUUGCAUUUCUUGUUCUUUGUGCACUCAAA